Periophthalmus magnuspinnatus is the source of this 3097-nucleotide messenger RNA. RefSeq names its product solute carrier family 25 member 44-like. The transcript has 5 exons. NCBI's taxonomy places the organism in Eukaryota, Metazoa, Chordata, Actinopteri, Gobiiformes, Gobiidae. Gene Ontology annotation, molecular function: branched-chain amino acid transmembrane transporter activity. The record is from RefSeq and is a predicted model, not a curated record. Bases 265 to 1206 code for a protein of 313 amino acids. Gene Ontology annotation, cellular component: mitochondrion. Gene Ontology annotation, biological process: branched-chain amino acid catabolic process.
ACACCGGAAGUAGAAGGUGCGUCGCAGCCUCUGAUUGGCUAAACGCGGAGCAUGGCGUUUGAAUGAGGGGCUCGUCUCUUGUAGCUGACAUUAGCAUUUUAGCUCAGAAACAGUACAGAUCUCUCUCACUCUUUAUAAUUCUUCAGUGCAAUUAUGGAUUAUUGAACUCUGAGUAUGUUGCGUGCUGUCUCACAAAAUGACAUGAUUGUAAAAUAGACAACAGCGUGUAAAAGGUGGGGUCCCUCUGUGUGGUCAGUGGUCAGGAUGCAGCAAAAGAGGAACAUUCAGAUUAUAGAAUGGGAGGAUCUGGACAAGAGGAAGUUCUACUCUUUUGGCAUCUUUAUGACCAUGACCAUCCGCGCCACUGUCUACCCCGCCACGCUCAUCCGCACACGCUUACAGGUGCAGAGGGGCCGCUCCCUGUACAACGGCACUUUGGAUGCAUUUGUCAAAAUCCUGAGGACAGAGGGAGUGCGGGGCUUGUACCGCGGCUUCAUGGUCAACACUUUCACGCUGAUCUCUGGUCAGGCCUACAUCACGACAUACGAGGUGGUCCGAAAAUACGUCUCAUUGUACUCUGACAACAACACGCUGAAAUCUUUGGUGGCGGGCGGCUCGGCUUCUUUGGUGGCCCAGAGCAUCACCGUGCCCAUAGAUGUGGUCUCACAGCAGCUGAUGAUGCAGGGGCAGCGGGAGCACCUGUCGCGCUUUAAGGUCCACGUGGACACGGGGGGGAGUAAGAGGGUCUUCGGGCCGACCAGGAACAUUAUGGGCCAGAUCUUUGCCGCGGAUGGUCUGCGAGGGUUUUACAGGGGAUAUGUGGCGUCUUUACUCACCUACAUCCCCAACAGUGCAGUGUGGUGGCCAUUUUACCAUUUUUACGCAGAACAGUUGUCUAGACUGGUCCCCUCUGACUGCCCUCACCUGCUGCUGCAGGCUGUGGCUGGACCUCUGGCUGCUGCCACUGCCUCCACCGUUACCAACCCCAUGGACGUGGUCCGAGCAAGAAUACAGGUUGAAGGCAGGAGCUCUGUGGUGGACACAUUCAAACAGCUGAUCUCAGAGGAAGGCUUCUGGGGCCUGACUAAAGGACUAUCUGCUCGGAUCAUCUCCUCUGCUCCCACAGCCAUCGUCAUGGUGGUGGGGUACGAGACACUCAAGAAGCUCAGCCUGCGCCCGGAGCUGGUGGACUCCAGACACUGGUAACACGCAGGAUCACAUAUGGACCACACACUGAUGUUUCUCCAUGCACUGGAACAAAGCCAAACUGCUGCUGAUGACCUUUGUAUGUGUGAGCUGUAUUUUGAGAUUCAGUGGAGCUUAAUAGAUCUAGAUUAUCACUGGUUCUGGAUGUUUAAAAAAAAAAAAAAAAUCACAUUUCUCAAAGUGGAAUAACAGAAGCUUAUCUGUUACUGAGUAUCCAUUUUAAAUGUAUAAAAUAUCAAAAACCACAAACAUGCAUUUACAGUUUUGUCUUUUUAUGAUAGUUUUUAUAAUAGGUUGGGUUAUGUGGUCAUUCUAAACAGCCUAUCCUUAGGUUUCAGAAUAAUGAAAAAAUAUCAUCGUGGCCAUAGCAAUUAAGAAUUUUAAAAACUAAAUCUUCUUUUUUAAAUGGUCACCUCAACUGUCUUAAUUUCUUAUCCCCAUAAACAGGAAACACUCUGUUAAUUUGAGUCCAUCUUAAUUUUAAAUUAUACAUGUGUUUCAAAGUUUUAAAUAUGUUUUGUGCCAUACUAUGGAAUGUUAUACCCAAGGGAAUAAUAUUUCCAUGGAAACAAGCAGGAGGAGGCCCUAUUACGGGCCAGGUGAGCUCGAUUAGAGUAAGGACACAUGUUUUUCAAAUGGUUGUCAGUGCAAUAAACACAUGCAUAAUAAAAAAACUUUCAUGGAAAAGUUAGAUACUGUGGCUUUAAUGUUAGAAUGUCCUGAACGCUCUGUUUUCUCAUCACGUGUUGCGCUGUAGCUGUAACGGUAAAUUGAACUCCAGAACUAGCUGUACUUUUCUGCUCACCUUUAAGCUCCCUGUGUGAGUGCAUGUGGUGUGAAUACAUUGUCCAAUUGGGCAGGGAACUAUUUGUGUUUGGAUAAUGUGAUCUUUUCCUCACCUAUAGAUUUAAGAUGCGCUCCUUUCUCUCCAUCUGAAAUAUAUAUUUAAAUUAUUUUGAAUGCAAAAUACAUUCUGCAAAAUGUAUAAAUAAAAUGUUGUACUAUUUUGAUAAACUAAGAUUGGACUGGGACCCUAACAUUUGUGACCAAGAUUUUUUUUUCUCUUUCAGUAUUUUAUGAAACUUAAAGUGCAUAUGUCAGAUUUUCAUGUUUUUCUCAUUAUGACCUGGUUUAGUGGGAUAAUACCUGUAGUAAAUAUUUAUCAUAGUUUUACAUCAGUUAAGUGGCAGUUUAUGGUGAAAAAAGUUGAGAAGAAAAGUAUAUGAAGGCUUUUUCUGACAGAUUAAACAUUCUUUUAACAUUAUAGUUACUGGCUAAACAACUGAAAUUACCUCUACAUAUAUCAUAUCUGCUGCCAGUGUCCAACCAGGAAGUAACUUCACCGUUAAUAAUUAUUUUGAAUCUACAAAACUAGGCAUUUUUAUUUAUUUGUUUUUUUGUUAAAUCUUUAAUGAUGUAGUGGAAAAAAGUACUCUAACCUGUCACUGUCACCUGACACUUUAAAAAUAUCAAAAUAGUUCUUCUGCUAUAAUUAUUAUUAUUUGGGCAAAUAUUUGUUCAGAGUUAUUUAUUUUAAGAAGUCUACUGAUAUUUUCCCCUUUUUACACACUAAAAUAAAUAAUAAUGCACUACAGAAGCCCUAUGCAAGUGAACAGUUGUUUAACAGAGCAUAAAUGCAGUGCACACUUUUGACCACUAGAUGACGCUGAAGUCCACAGAACGCACUUUAAACAACUGCAGGCCACAAAGGGACUGUCUAGCAUUAAGUCUAUGAGAUAAAUUGGAAACUGGAUUAAUCAUUAUAACAGUUUGUUGAUAUACUUGGAAAUGUAUAUGGUGAAAAAGUAUAAACUAAAUAUGUGUUCUGAAUUAUUAUGUACAUGUACUUUUGAGUAUUUAAUUUGUACCUUCUAUAAAAUAUUUCCUGCUG